Messenger RNA from Prunus avium (sweet cherry), 1162 nucleotides. Its product is annotated as Plant invertase/pectin methylesterase inhibitor superfamily protein. The record is from RefSeq and is a predicted model, not a curated record. Gene Ontology annotation, molecular function: enzyme inhibitor activity. NCBI's taxonomy places the organism in Eukaryota, Viridiplantae, Streptophyta, Magnoliopsida, Rosales, Rosaceae. Gene Ontology annotation, biological process: negative regulation of catalytic activity.
UUUGUUUUUGUUUUUUUGGUUCUGAACGCGUCUUAGUAAUUGGCACUUGUAUUGUAUUGUAUACAUCAAAACCAAAGUACAUAUAUACACUAUUAAUGGGCUUGAUUUGUGAGAAUAGUGGAAAGCAUACCGACUUAAGCUAUGCCCAUCAAACUUGAGCGGCCCGUAAACAUGAGAGAGAGAGAGAGAGAGAGAACGGUCAUAUUGAGCACAAGCUGCUGCAUAACCAUAGAUUGAGUGUUAAAAUUGGAGGAACAAAAUAUAGUUAAUUAUAAGUGGGUUAAAAUGAACGUCCAAGACGCGUUUAGAGAUUAGGAGGCUCGGCUCUCUGUCCUAAUAAACCGCAACAUUGAGAGGUUCUUGUGUAUCCCUCCUCGUAUUUAUAUACUCAUUCUCCUCUCCCCGUAUAAUUAAUUAAUUAAAACCCUUAAUUAAUCUCCUUCAAUUAAAAAAGAACAAGAACAAUGAAUCCCAUUGCAGCAGCAGCAUUUGUCUUCCUCUCAACAUUGUCUGUGCUACAAUUUGUCCUCGUUGCAGGCCAUGAAAGUCAAAGCACAAACGGCGGCAGCAAAGCAGGCGUGGUGAAUGUGAACCUCAUUCAACAAGCAUGCCAGCAUGCGCCUCAAAAGGACCUCUGCAUCAACACCCUCAAGAACGACCCCAACAGCAAAGGAGCUGACCUUACCGGCCUCGCCUACAUCGCCAUCAGGCUUGCCGGCGCAUAUGCCUCUGAAGUCGACGCGCACUUGAGAUCACUGCUCAUAAACAACGCCACCUCCUUAUCGCCGGUGGUCCAGCAGGGCGUCGCCGACUGCAUUGAGCAUUACUCCGACGCCAACGAGCAGCUCGACGACUGCGUAGCCGCCAUGUCCACCAAGAACUUCAAGGACGUCGAAGUCUGGGUCAACGUUGCCAUUUCUGACGCUGACUACUGCGAUAACUCGUUCUCCGGAGAGAAAAGCGUCGUUUUACAGAAGAACGAGGCGUUUCGCCAGUUGUGCAAUAACGUUUUGGCCGUCGUCAAGGCCUUGCCACCCCACGGCAAGGAGUGAUUAUGUACAUAUGGAAUGGAUCCACUUUAAUUAGUAGCUAGCUAAUUGAUUAAAAAUCAUUUAUGCAAAUUAAUAUUAUAAAAUUUUCAAUAACAAUUGUUGGUUUUAUU